GGCAGUUUUAUUCGUUUUAGGAUAUUUCAUAAAUGCAUUUGAAAAAGACAAGCAAAAAAAAAAGGAGUUUAAUUAAAGAAGUAAAAACAUUUUCAAAUGGGUACUUCUCUUUUAGUAAUAUAGAUGUUACAACAUGAGUUAUGAUAACUUUGAGGCCUUAGGGCAUGAUUAUUGGGAGUCCUUGCUCUUGGGUCCUUAGUACACAUAUAUUUGAAUGUAUAUAUUAUAUAUGCAUAUAUAAUUACGGACUAAGAACUUUACGGAAACCCAAACCGAAAGUUCCUUAGACCAGCUGCAACGCAGGAUAUUAGCUAAUUCUUAGCGCUAAUCCUUAUGCAUUAAGAAUAAAAUAAUAAUUAAACUUGACGUUACGCUAAGGUUGAAUCCUUAAUGAAGGAUUUAUUUGCGGUUGAUCCUUGAUGCGCUGGCAACGUCUGAUUGGAUCGGGAAAGGGAUGUGUUUUGUGAGGGGAAAAAAACUCGGUCAUUUUCGCGACUCGAGCAGAAAAAAAAACCUUUUCACCUCUCCCGGCGAAACAAAAGGCGAUUCUGCGAUCCGCUUUGUUCAAGGUAAAUCGGACCAUUUUAGUUCUUUAUUUUUGCAUUUGGAGUUGAUGCAUGUUGAUUCAUCAGUGUUUAUGGAUUCGAUUGUGGGGAUCAAAUAGAUUUUGGGUUUAAAAUCGAAUUGGGGAUUAAAAUCGAAUUAGGGUUUUCGUCUGGUCUUACUAUUUUCUUCUUUUCUACUCGCUUCUUUGUUUAUGGAUUCGAUUGUGGGGAUCAAAUAGAUUUUGGGUUUAAAAUCGAAUUGGGGAUUAAAAUCGAAUUAGGGUUUUCGUCUGGUCUUACUAUUUUCUUCUUUUCUACUCGCUUCUUUGUUGGUUUCAUCACGAUUAAAGGAUUUUGAUCCGCUUAUAUGUUUUUGUUCUUUUAGGUUCUGAAAUGGAGGAAGAAUUGCGAGAUAUGAAAGCACACAAAGCAUACUACAACAUGCUUCAUUUCGUUGCAAAUGCGCAACAGGGGAUUCCCAAGUUGUGCCCCUGUGGAUCUAUCACGAAGGAGGUCGUCGAUGAAGAGGAUACAUAUGACUACCUCACUGGGAAAAGAUACUUCAUAUGCAAAGACUAUGAGAAUGACGGGAUGCAUUUCAGGCAACCAUGGGUUAUGGGAAUGCAACAAGAGGUGGAGAGACUCAAAGAACGUUUUCACGAGCAGGAGAAGCUUCUGCGAGAGUGCGAGGCACUUAAGGUGAGUUCUCUCUGAUGGUUCACUCUCCUAUUAAUCAUCUUUCUAAGAUAUUCAUUUGUUAAUCUGCUGUCUUUUCAGGGCCAGGUGAAGAUGAUGCUUAUGCGGGUGGCUGAACUCGAGAAAAGAAACUUACCGGUUUCUAACUAAGGUUAGUGUUUGAACUUACCAGUUAGAAUUCAAAUGGAAUUUAGUUUGUAGUUAGAAAAGAAACUAGGACUGUGUAACCGUGUCACUUAGUAGUUGAGAAUACUUGAAAACAAACUAGGAUUGUGUAACCGUUUAAUGUUUCUGAGCAAAUAACUUUUAGUUUGUAGUUAGGAAACAGACUAGGAUUAUUAAUGUACACCAAACCACCAUUUAAUUGUGCGUAACUGCACUGCUUCCUUUAAGCCAAAAACCCAUUAAAUUCUCGUGAGCUGUUCUGAUAUGACUGUUUUCUACUAGGAUUCAAUAGAGUUAUUAUAGAAUCCCUUAUUUAAUCGUAUGUGUUUCUACUAGAGAAACACAGACUUCUUCCUAAAUGGGCAAAUCCGGUGGUUAUGUAAACCUUGUAAUGAGUCAAGGGCCAGUUCAUCUUGACUCAUGCGAACCUCUUCUCUUUACCGGCCAAAGUUCUGGUGUGUCUACUGUCAAACAGAGGAGAAAAUGGUCACCGAAGGAGGAUUUAAUCUUCAUUGGUGCGUGGCUCAACACCAGCAAAGACCCAAUAGUGAGUAAUGAACAAAAAGUAGGUGCCUUCUGGAACAGGAUUGUAGAGUACUACAACUCCAGUCCUCAACUGGUUGGGACAAGCCCACGAGAACUUGGGCCAUGCAAGCAAAGAUGGGCUAGGAUCAACGAGGGAGUUUGCAAGUUUGCUGGCUGUUACGACAUGACACUGAGGGAGCAGAGAAGCGGGCAAAAUGAGAACGAUGUGAUGAAGUCUGCCUUGGAUAUCUUUGCCAAUGACCAGGGAUCGAAGUUCAACUUCGAACAUGCGUGGAGGGAGCUUCGGCAUGAUGUGAAAUGGUGCUCUACCUAUCUGGAGAAGGACAAGCGCAAACCAACGGAUUCCCAAGGCGACGGUGAAGGGGCAGUGCCAGAGCCAGAGCCAGAAGAGCGACCAAUAGGGGUUAAGGCUGCGAAGGCUGGUAGCAAGAGGAAGAAAACUGGAAAAGAGGAAGAGUUGGCAAAGCUAGAAAAUUUGUUGGAGCUAAAAAAAAAUCUCUCAGCAAAGUUUGCUAAAGAGUUUGCUUACAAAGCCCGAGCCUCUCUCUGAGAUGGAAUCAGCUCUCAAAAACAAACUUAUGUUUGAAUUGUUGUAGGGUUUGUUAGCUCUAACCUUAGUUUCAGAUGUUUGCAUUAUACUAGUUUCAACUGUUUGCAUUAGACAUAAGUGUAGUUGUCAUUUCACAACUAAAACAUGUCUAUUUACGUUGCUUACACACGUGAUUUUCUUCUGUUUCAGGUGAAGUACAAGACCAUGUGCUUGUUGAAGACAUAAGCUGGUAUCAAGUCACGGGUAGUUUGUAUUUUCUGUUUGUAUUUUCAUGUGAACCACGUCACGGGUUGUUUGUAUGUUGCCUUUAUAAGUCUGUUUGUAGACUAGGAUGUUAUGUUAUUUCCUUUGCUCUUCUACUUCCUUUGUACUGUCUUAAAAACGGAUGUAAUGAUGUUUUAGUGCAAUCUAUUUCUUUUGCUCUUAUUUUCCUUGUACAAAUGGUUAUGUUCUCUUGAUAUGGUUCAUCUAGACGAGCUUCCCACCUUCAUCUCCAUCAGCAGUUCCCACCAUCUCGACGAGCAAGGUAUAUGGAUCCAUAGCUUAAAAAUGAUCUCUUCGGUAAUGCUAAAGAUUUGUCUGGUUCUGAUACUUUGGUUUGUUCUAUAAACAUUUCAUGUUUCUUUGAGGUGGAAAUGAUACUUUGGUACUUUGAGGUGGAAAAUGAUACUUUGGUUUGUUCUAUAAACAUUUCAUGUUUCUUUCAUUAGCCUCUUUGAUGAAUUCCCAAGUGUUUCGUUUGUUCAAUUAUCAGUUAUUAAAACAAUUUGAUGAACCAUUAGAGCAAUUAAAAUGAUUCGAAACUUUAUUAUGUAAAAACCAAAAGAAAGUUUAUAAAAACGUCUUUAACUUAUGAUUAUGAAAUAUAUAUAUGUCUUUAACUUAUGAUUAUGAAAUAUAUAUAUGUCGACACGUCUUUAACUUAUGAUUAUGAAAUAUAUAUAUGUCGACAUGGGCACAAAAGUAAUACCAAAAGAAAGUUUAUAAAAACGUAUGUUUGUUAUAAUGUUUGAAGGAAGGAUAGCCAGAUAUGGCAGAUGAACUCGACCGAAGACUGGAUGCGGCUGUCAAUGAGGCUUUUGAUGAAUAUUUUGAAGAAACAUACAACAGCAUUGUGGAGAAUCGAACUGCAAAAAAGAAGAAACGUGCAUAUGUCGAAAGAAACCGAGAAACGGGCCACAACCGUCUAUGGAAUGACUACUUCAGUGAAGAUCCGACAUUUCCGCCUCAUUUAUUCAGACGCUGUUUCCGUAUGAACAAGGAAGUAUUCAUGCGUAUUGUCGACACCCUCUCAGCAAAUGUUCCAUUCUUUCAACAAAGAAGAGAUGCAGUCGGAAGGUUAGGUCUAUCAACACUACAAAAGUGUACGGCAGCUAUUCGUAUGCUUGCUUGGUGAAAGCACAUCACUUUCAUGUUUAACCAAUUUCACAGAAGGCGUAAUACAGUUAUUUGGAGAUGAGUAUCUACGAAGACCCACUCCAGAGGAUCUUCAACGAUUACUCGAUAUUGAAGAGGUACGCGGCUUUCCGGGGAUGAUAGGAAGCAUCGAUUGUAUGUAUUGGGAGUGGAAGAAUUGCCCAACCGCUUGGAAAGGACAGUACACACGUGGAUCAGGAAAGCCGACAAUUGUCUUGGAGGCUGUAGCUUCACAAGAUCUUUGGAUAUGACACGCUUUUUUUGGUCCUCCAGGUAUCUUAAACGAUAUUAACGUCCUUGAUCGGUCACCUAUUUUUGAUGACAUUUACCAAGGUCGAGCUCCAAGGGUAACGUACAUGGUCAACGGACACCAGUAUGAUUUGGCUUACUACCUCACGGACGGUAUAUAUCCAAAAUGGUCAACAUAUAUCCAAUCUAUCACACUCCCUCAAGGUUCUAAAGCAGCGUUAUUUGCUAAAGUUCAAGAAGCAACCCGAAAAGAUGUGGAGCGUGCUUUUGGUGUAUUGCAAGCUCGAUUUGCGAUAGUGAAAAACCCAGCUCUAUCAUUGGACAUGGAAAAAAUAGGGAAGAUUAUGAGAGCAUGUAUCAUACUACACAAUAUGAUAGUCGAAAAUGAACGAGGUGGAUACACUCUGUACGAUACAUCGGAAUUUGAAGAAGGCGAGUCGAGCAGAAGUUCACAUGUAGAGCAUAUUAACUACAUGCUUUCACAUUUCGGUAAUAUGCUUGGUCUACGGAAUCAGGUUCGAGAUAGGCGUACACACGAAGCAGUGAAAAAUGAUUUAAUCGAAAAUAUUUGAAACAAGUUUGGUAAUGAUGAAGAUGUAUAAUUAUUAUAUGUUUGUUUUUAAUCAUUGAAUAAAUAAAAAUUUUAAAUUUAAAUGUUUU
Molecule: messenger RNA, 4827 nt
Organism: Brassica napus (rape)
Lineage: Eukaryota; Viridiplantae; Streptophyta; Magnoliopsida; Brassicales; Brassicaceae
Product: glutathione S-transferase T3-like
Exons: 2
Coding region: 1765-2502 (245 amino acids)
Source: RefSeq, a predicted model, not a curated record